UUUCUCAUUGCCGAUCCGAACACAACGUUCUCUCCUUGAGACCCAGACAACACAAAUAUUCCUCACCUUUCAUUCAUAGACAAGCACAAACAAACUAUACCGACUUUCCUUAAGAGAGAGAGAGCUGAGAAAUGGAGUCGUUUGAUUCAUUCAGUGCCGAGGGCCAAUCGACCCCCGCGCGCCCUUUCGACGACGAGGGAUACACCGGCUACGACCCCACAUUCACACCCUCCGACGACUAUGCCACGGACCCGCCGCCCUCAGAUGAAGUAACUACCGAGCGCCAGAGCAACGAAGCAAACGGCUACAACGACGACGUUUACGGGACCAACCCGGACUACGUGUCGCCCUUCGAGUCGGCGGGCAAUGGGGAAGAUGAUGAUGAUGGUGGGGUCUUCGAAUCGGACGGCCCCGUCUUGCCACCACCUGAGGAGAUGCGCGAAGAAGGAGGGAAAUUGCGCGAGUGGAGACGUCAAAACGCAAUCCAUCUUGAGGAAAAGGAGAAAAGAGAGAAGGAGAUGCGGAAUCAGAUUAUUGAAGAAGCUGAAGAGUAUAAACGAUCCUUUUAUGAAAAAAGGAAGCUGAAUUGUGAAUCAAACAAGACUAGCAACCGAGAAAGAGAGAAGCUCUACCUGAUCAACCAAGAGAAGUUCCACAAAGAAGCUGACAAGCAUUACUGGAAAGCAAUAGCAGAGAUCAUUCCACGCGAGGUCCCUAGUUUUGAGAAGAGGCGAGGGAAGAAAGAAUCUGACAAGAAGCCUUCGGUUUCUGUCAUUCAGGGUCCAAAGCCUGGGAAACCUACUGAUCUUUCAAGAAUGCGGCAGCUUCUCUUGAAGCUGAAACAAAACCCGCCUCCACACAUGAUGCCUCCCCCGCCGCCCGCACCCACCAAAGACGGUAAGGAUGCAAAGGAUGCCAAGAAUGGGAAAAGUUCUACACCAACUGUAACAGAGGCUGCAGCAGGAAAUGCAUCUGCUUCACCGGCAAAAGAUGCCGACGUCGCUAAUGGUGCUUCUAACCCACCCAAACCAGAGGCUGCUGUGGGUGAACAAGCCCCUGCUGGGUGAUGACAUACCAUAUAUUUACUUAACUAUUAAUUUCUUCUUAUUUAUAUUAGCCUAACGUCUAUUUAAAAUUCAUUCUUUCUUAUUAUUAUUACUAACUCAUAACCCGCGCGUUGCGCGGAAUUCUACGGAAGAACUCAGCUUAUAUAUAUAUAUGUACAAAAUCUUAAACGCUUUUAUAUUUUAAGACGUUAAUGGAGUGAGAGAAAAAGAGACGUGCAUUUAUUGUAACGUA
Messenger RNA from Alnus glutinosa, 1299 nucleotides. RefSeq names its product clathrin light chain 1. Gene Ontology annotation, biological process: intracellular protein transport; clathrin-dependent endocytosis; clathrin coat assembly. The record is from RefSeq and is a predicted model, not a curated record. Gene Ontology annotation, cellular component: clathrin coat of coated pit; clathrin coat of trans-Golgi network vesicle; plasma membrane. The coding region runs from base 132 to 1067 and encodes 311 amino acids. Lineage: Eukaryota; Viridiplantae; Streptophyta; Magnoliopsida; Fagales; Betulaceae. The transcript is spliced from 3 exons. Gene Ontology annotation, molecular function: structural molecule activity; clathrin heavy chain binding.